This is a messenger RNA of Dichomitus squalens LYAD-421 SS1, 2159 nucleotides long. RefSeq lists its product as uncharacterized. The record is from RefSeq and is a predicted model, not a curated record. The coding region runs from base 1 to 1599 and encodes 532 amino acids. Lineage: Eukaryota; Fungi; Basidiomycota; Agaricomycetes; Polyporales; Polyporaceae. Gene Ontology annotation, cellular component: GPI-anchor transamidase complex. Gene Ontology annotation, biological process: attachment of GPI anchor to protein. The transcript is spliced from 9 exons.
AUGGCCACUCUCCACAUUGAUCCUACUCAGCUAUCUUUCGAACGACCUCGCACUAGGCGGUAUAUUAUUGCGUCAUAUUGGCUAGUCGUACUGUUUGCAAUCCCUUUGUGGUGGAAGACGACUAGCAUCGACCGACUGUCUCUACCCACUUCUCGCGUCUAUGCCCAACGGAAACGAGAGGUAUCGUUUCCUAUCACAGUCAAUUUGGAAACAAAAGAUGGCGGAAACGCAGCGGCCAUCGCGAGAGAGGUGCAGUCUUGCCUCCGGAUGGACCAAGCCGUGCAGCAGGGGAGUGCCAUUGACAUUACGGUGACGUCUGGAGACAAGUCAAAUGCCUCAUACAACGUCGUCCUCAAUCGAGGCAACCAUGAGCCAUCCGCUGAAGGCAGGCGGCUAUAUUUCGACAUGUACCCAGAGGACGACCAACUAUCGCACGACACUUCUGUAGCGAGGCUAGCGAGCACGCUGAGCGAACUCCUAGCUCCUUACGGCACGUACUCCGGCUCCGCGAUACAGUCGCAGCGUGUCAUGAAAUAUGCCCCACGUUAUCGGCUCGCCUUCACGCUUCUCAACGAAGACGCAGCUAGCGGAAAUGGCGCUCUUGCCUGGGACGUUCAGAAGGCCAUCCAGAGACAUGUAUCUCCCUUGCUCAACAAGCUGUCUGUCUUGCACAACUUCACAAUCGAGAGCCAAGUACAAUUCCACGCUCCUCUCGCAUUCGAGCCUCGGUAUAUCCAGCAAGACGGCGGCGACGUGCACGGUCUCACCCACGAAGACUUGACCGUCUUUGUGAACUCCGCAGAAUGGACAUUGUCAUCAAGCGCCUCCAACGACCCCGUCAUCCACUUCGUCCUCUUCAUCCCCUCCUCCAAGCAUAGCCCUCUACACAUUUUGGAAGAGGACGGUGUCUCCGUCAACCCGUCCAACGCCUUUCUCCUUCCACAAUGGGGAGGCAUCGUCCUCCACAAUCCCUCUCAUCCUCCCUCAUCCACGCUCAACCCCCUCCCGCGCCUCGCCCUAUCCGACCUCGACCUCAUCUUCAACACCUUCGCCUACCAGCUCCUCACCCUCCUCGGUGUUCCCGGACUGCCUCCACGCGUUCAAUCCGUGUCAGCCGCAGAAGGCGCCCCGCCGGAACCGUUCACGGAUUGGGAGCUCGACGCGCUCCUGCGGCGUAGAGCUGUCGAAAACGUCUGGGGUAGCACGGAGACGCUCGAGAGCAUCGUCCGGCUCGUCGACCAGAUCGAGGGCAUGCCCGUCGGCCCAGACGUCAAGGGAGACGUGCAGGAUGCGCUCUCGGCCCUGGAUGACGUGCACGAAACAUCCCGCUCCUCGCCGAUCGCAGCGCUCAAAGCCUCCGCGCGCGCACUCACCCUCUCCUCCCGCGCGUUCUUCAAUCCUGGCAUGCUCGCCCUGCUGUACUUCCCCACGGAGCACAAGUACGCCGUAUACACGCCACUCUUCGCGUCCGUCGCCGCGCCGCUCGUCGGCGCAGUUCUCCGUGAGAUCGCGGCGUGGCGGCGAGCACGGAAAGCGGCGCAGGCGCAGCAGCAACAGCAGCAGGAGAGGAGACCUGGGGAGCGUGCAAAGGUCGACUAGAUGGCUAGUACGCUACAUUCAUAUCAGACCUCGGAGGAUCAAUGAUUGCUCGGACACGCUUCCUCUCGCCACCGUUCGCAGCGUAAAUUAAAUAUCGAAGGAGACCUAUCAAUACCAGAAGGUACGUACAAAACAUUCACAAUCCAAUCAACACUAGCGAGCCUGCAUAUCGUACAAUGCGCGUCCUGCGCAUCUCAUUCUGCAUCUUUGUGCGCGUGCGGUGGGUCCGUGUCCCUUGCAGCGUCUGCGCUCAGAGCGCCUUCUGCGACACGUUCACCUUCUGAGCCGUCUUCUUCGCAGCUUCCGUUAGUGACCCCGUGUCGCGCGUGUCCCUUCCCUGCGACUGGCGCGACGUCAUCGAGUAGAACGCAAGCGUGCCCGCGGCUACAACAGCGCCUGCUACCACGAACGCUUUGCUGGUAGGCCUAGGGGCCUUCGGGGGCCCGCUCGCGCCACCGGGGGGCGGUCUGUUCGCGCCGUAUCCCUUGUAGUCUGGGCCGCCUCCAUGGUAGUUCGGACUCGUGUUCAUGGUGGGCAAGCAGGCGUCGACGACGGAUGUU